This is a messenger RNA of Mus caroli (Ryukyu mouse), 2388 nucleotides long. The record is from RefSeq and is a predicted model, not a curated record. NCBI's taxonomy places the organism in Eukaryota, Metazoa, Chordata, Mammalia, Rodentia, Muridae.
GGGAGGCAUGCCGGUGGAGCAGAGAGCUGGUAUCCGGUCCACAAGCACAAGGCAGAGACUGACAGUGAGAAGGGUGUGGCCUUCUGAAAUCUUAAAGCGCACCCCCAGUGGGACACCUCCUCCAAAAUCCUUCUCAAACAGUUCCACCAGCUAAGGACCAAGCAUUGGAACACAUGAGCUUAUGGGGCCCACUCUCAUUCAAAGCACCACAGGAAGAGCUGAUUUGGACAGCUUGACUCGGCUGAAAUUAAGACGCAUACAUCCUAUUGUAUAGAGCUGUGUGACAUCUUCCUGAUCAGGAAGCUGAGUACUUGACUCCUUGGUUCUUGAAAAACAUACUGGAACACAUGAACAGGAGUCCUUGCCAUCUCACUGUGUGAUUCCCCAGAGUUGGGUGCUAGAGUGGAAGCCACCUCCCCCAUUGACUAGAGAGAGUCGAAGUGACAGAAACCAAGAGAUGGUGGGAAAAGCGAUUGUUCCAGGUACCACACAGUUACGACGACCAGCCCUCGGAAUCAGCAGCGACCCCACUACAGAGCAACAGCCCACCCUACCUACGCCGCAGGAACUGUCAGCCUUGCUGUGGGUCUGAAGACAGACAGGGAGUGUCUGGUUCUUGCGACUGGGUAAAGGGACAAAGCAUUUGGCCCAAGAGACUUUGAGUCUCUUGGAGACCAAGUCCAGAAGCAUAUCCUGGGACAAUGGCGGUGGCCCUGCUGGAGGAGUGGUGCAAGAUCAUGGAUGUAGACGUCCAGAAGUCACUGCUGGUGGUUGACAUUCCGGUGGACUGUGGUGAACCUGAGAUCCAGACAGUCCUCCAGGAGGCGCUGAAGUGUGUUGGCAGCUACCGGCUACUAGGCAAGAUAUUUCAGAAGCAGGACAACACCAGUGCUGUCUUACUGGAACUUAUGGAGGACACAGAUAUGUCUGUGGUCCCCAGUGAGGUGCAGGGAAAGGGAGGUGUCUGGAAAGUGAUCUUCAAGACCCCUAAUCAGGACACUGAGUUUCUCCAAAGACUGAACCUCUUUCUAGAAAAAGAAGGGCAGACGGUCGCAGGGAUGUUCAGAGCCCUUAAGCAUGAGGGAGUGUCUCCAGCCACCACACCCUGCACAUCCCCUGAGUUAUUGGCCCAUUUGGUGGGGCAGGCAAUGGUUCAUGGCCAGAGGCCUCUGUUGCCUGUGAAGUACUGUAAGAUGAGAGUAUUCUCUGGGAGCACAGCAGCUGCCCCAGAGGAGGAGCCCUUUGAGGUCUGGUUGGAACAGGCCACUGAGAUAGCCAAGGAGUGGCCCAUCCCUGAAGCAGAAAAGAAAAGGUGGGUGACAGAGAGCCUCCGUGGCCCUGCCCUGGACCUCAUGCACAUAGUACAGGCAGACAACCCUUCCAUCAGUGUGGGGGAAUGCCUGGAGGCCUUUAAGCAGGUGUUUGGGAGCAUGGAGAGCCGUAGAACCUCACAGGUAAAAUACCUAAAAACCUAUCAGCAAGAAGGGGAGAAAAUCUCAGCCUACGUGCUCCGGCUGGAAACUCUGCUCCGGAGAGCUGUGGAAAAAAGGGCCAUCCCCCGGAACAUUGCCGACCAGGUACGCCUGGAGCAGGUCAUGGCUGGUGCCAACCUCAGCAAUGUUCUGUGGUGCAGGCUACGGGAGCUGAAAGAUCAGGGCCCACUCCCCACCUUUUUGCAGCUGAUGAAGGUCAUACGUGAGGAAGAAGAAGAAGAAGAAGAGGCCUACUUUGAACAUGAGAGCAGGGAGGAGCCGGGGGAAAGGGAAGGCUCUGGCUGCUGGAACAAUUCAAGAAAGACCUGAGAGACAUCCCCACUCCGUCCCCGAUCUGGCGGGCAUACAGACGAUGCUUGACAGGGCUGAUCCCACUCCAGUGGAUUCUUCUUAAGUGCAGGACUGAAGUUAAACAUUAGGACUGAAGGUUUUUGUCUUUUCUUUCUUUUAUUUUGUUUUGAAAGGGUCUCACCUUAUAGCCCAAGUUGGCCUUGAACUGACAUUCUUCCUGCCUCAACCUCCCAAAUUCAGAGUUCUGGGAUUAGAGGAAUAUUCCACCACUCGAUCCCCAGCUCCGUUUUUCUUUCUGAGAAAAAAAAAAAAUACAAGACUGAGUUCCAGUACGUAAACCUUCUGAACUUUAGUUUCCUCUAAGUACACCAGGGUUGGCCAAGUCACUUUCCAUUCUCUUCAGAGGGAGUAACAGUGUGAACAGGAGAUAGGAAUUGGCCAGUCGGGGGCUGGAGAGAUGCUCAGCCAUUAAGCACACUUGCUAUUCUUUUGGAGGAGCUCAGAUCGCAGCACCCAUGCAGUGGUUCACAACUCUAACGGGGAUCCAACACCUUCUUCUGGUCUCUUUGGGCACUUCACAUAUGCGGUACACAUGCAUACAUGC